AUGACACAUCCACUUUUCAACGUCCUCGAGGAGAAGGUUUAUUUCGACCUCACUGACCACUUCGACAACCACCGCCUCAAGAAUAUUGUAUUUAGUCCCGUGAAAAGUGGACAUUCACUUUGCUGCAUCCAUCUUCAGCUGGAGCAGUCUCCGAGCACAUCUGAAAAGAUCCCGUCAGGAAUACUCUUUGAAGUGAUGGGCCAGAUUGCCAUUCAGGACUGCUACCUCACCACCCAUGGAGACUCGGAACAUUAUCCCGAGCCUGGUGAUGGUUCACCAGCCGUCUCAUGCUGGAUUGAGCCCUUACCCGACAUCUUGUCGUGUGCUGAUUGGAGGAAGGCUAUGCGAGCCAUCACGAAAAUCGCGGAGAUGGGGCCAGAGUCUCUCCUCCAUCUUCUCAGGCAUGUUCGCAUGGAUCCGCCCAGCAUUGAUUUCAUGCAACUCCAAGUGGGAUGGCGCCCUCGGGCUUCAGAGGACAUGAUAGCAGACUUUCCACUCUUCAAUCGCAAGGGAAAGCAGACUGCACCGACCUCUAUCUCCGAAGUGCCAUUCGGGAAGCCCGUACAGGUGCUGUUCACCCUUUACUCUGUUGAGCAGUGCGGCGAGAAAUAUUUGUAUGCCCACUUAAUUAGCAUUGCCGAGGUCUGA
Molecule: messenger RNA, 648 nt
Organism: Sparassis crispa
Lineage: Eukaryota; Fungi; Basidiomycota; Agaricomycetes; Polyporales; Sparassidaceae
Exons: 2
Coding region: 1-648 (215 amino acids)
Source: RefSeq, a predicted model, not a curated record